This is a messenger RNA of Rosa chinensis, 997 nucleotides long. RefSeq names its product vesicle transport v-SNARE 13. Gene Ontology annotation, molecular function: SNAP receptor activity; SNARE binding. The transcript has 6 exons. Bases 170 to 859 code for a protein of 229 amino acids. NCBI's taxonomy places the organism in Eukaryota, Viridiplantae, Streptophyta, Magnoliopsida, Rosales, Rosaceae. Gene Ontology annotation, cellular component: ER to Golgi transport vesicle membrane; SNARE complex; Golgi apparatus. The record is from RefSeq and is a predicted model, not a curated record. Gene Ontology annotation, biological process: vesicle fusion; vesicle-mediated transport; intracellular protein transport.
CUUGGAGGUUGAAAUCUUAAGAGUAGAAGAGAGAGGAGAAAAUAAUGAAGGACUGAUUUGGAAAUUUUAUGGAGAUUGCAACGGACAAGCAAUUCUCCGAUCGAUCACCGAUUCGAUUCUCUGCUAAACAUAACUCACAUUAAUUCUCUAUAUCAUUCGUGUUAUUCAUAUGCACGAUCUGGAUUCUGGAACAAUGAGUGAUGUAUUUGAGGGGUACGAGCGCCAUUACUGCGAGCUCUCUGUCAAUCUCUCAAACAAAUGCACACCAACCACCAUUGUUGAUGGAGAGCAAAGGAAGCAGAGAAAUGCAGAGAUAAAAGCUGCAUUGGAUGAAGCUGAUGAUUUGAUUAGGAAGAUGGACCUCGAGGCAAGGAGUCUGCAGCCGAGUGUGAAGACGACGCUUCUUCCCAAGGUGAGAGAAUACAAAACCGAUUUGAACAACUUGAAGAGCCUAGUUAAGAGAAUAACAACAACAGAGAUCAGUCAUUUGGCCCGCGAGGAGUUGUUGGGGUCUGGAGAAGCAGAUACCUUGACGGCCUCAAAUGAUCAAAGAGGAAGGUUGUUGAUGACAACAGAAAGAAUAAACCAGUCAAGUGACAGAAUCAAGGCGAGUAGAAGAACAGUGCUGGAAACAGAGGAGCUUGGUGUUACGAUUCUCCAAGAAUUGCAUCAACAACGCCAGUCUCUUCUACAUUCCAGUAACAAUUUGCAUGCGGUGGAUGAAACUAUUACCAACAGUAAGAAGGUUCUGGUAGCCAUGACAAGAAGGAUGAGCAGAAACAAAUGGAUCAUGGGUUCCAUUGUAGGAGUUCUGGUCCUUGCAAUCCUGCUUAUUCUUUACUUGAAGAUAUCACACUAGGCUUACUGUCCUGCCAUGCCUUGUUUCAUUGAUUUGAAAUAUCUCUCAUACUGGUUUGUAUGUUAUCUAAUAAUUUCUCUUCCUAUUCUAAACUUUCAGAUAUUUUCUGUUCUUGCUGAUGUGUCUACUUGUUUAUCA